Messenger RNA from Ectocarpus siliculosus, 6132 nucleotides. Lineage: Eukaryota; Phaeophyceae; Ectocarpales; Ectocarpaceae. The record is from the annotation of a GenBank genome assembly.
AUGGCCGAUCACCUCUUGCACUCGUGCCCUAGGCGCUCCGCUCCGUGCCGGGAAGGGUGCGGGCAGAGCUUGGUCGUCAUGGAGGCCGAGCGGCACUACCAAGACCAUUGUCCCAAGCGGUUAGUGAUCUGCCCAUUAGGCUGCAGGGCGGAGAUGAGGCAGGAAAAACUCGGGGAGCACAUGGACGAGAAGUGCCCGUUUCGUAGCUCACCGUGCGAGGCGUGUGGAGUAUCUCUGCCGCUUGAGAGACACGCCAAACACCUCGCUGAAAGCUGUCCCAGGGUUCCCCGAAGCUGCACAAAUGGAUGCGGCUCUCGCGUACGGGGGGAAGACCUCCAGCACCACCUUUCCAAGGAAUGCCCGAAGAGAGUCGUACCGUGCCCACUGGGUUGCCCAGAAGACCAGCUCUGGGCCGAAGAGGUGUCGUCUCACUUGCGGGACAGCUGUCCGCUGCAGCGAGAGCCUUGCCGCCGGGGAUGCGGCGAACAGGUGGCGGUCUGCUCGAGGGAGCAGCACGAAGCGGCGGAGUGUUCGGAGAGACUCGUCAAGUGCGAAUGCGGGAUGGAACACCCCUUCUCCAAGACCGAAGAUCACAGGAUUACGGCGUGUCUCGCAGUGGUGUCCUACUGUUCUCUAGGGUGCGGGGUCAAGGUCCGCAAGAUGGACAUGGACCUUCACCAGGAAAAGCACUGCGAGCGCAAGACCCUGCGCACCUUGAGCAAGAUGAUCGACUGCCCCCUUGGUUGCGGGCACCUUAUUCUACGGCAGUGGGAGUUCCAGCACCGCACGUUCGACUGCCCCAAGCGGCCGGCGUUGUGCCCACGGGGGUGCUCCGCGAAAGUCGCGGCCGACGAGGUGGCUGCUCACUCGUUGACCUGCGGCCGGCGGCGAAUACGAUGCGGUGCGGAGAGCACCGGCUGCGAACGCAUGCUCCUCACCUGGUUGGGGCACACAGAUGCGUCUUUGAGGAGGAGACAAGAAGAAAACGCUUCAAACUUUCCACACGGAGCAGCUGAUGUAUUUGACAAAGGCGGGAAGAGUCUCGUGGCGUGCUCCGACCACGGUAGCGAUGCCCUCAUGUGGGCGGCGGGCAAGGGUGACUCGGAACACGCGCUGCUCGAAGAGAUUAUAUCGCUCUCCGGAGGAACUUCCGUCAACCGCGAAUCAUAUCACGGGGACACGGCACUAACGAUUGCCUGCUCCAGGGGUCACGUGCGGUCCGUUCGAACCCUGGUGAAAAUCGGACACGCGGAAGUCAACCAUGAAACCCGCGCCGGCAAGACUCCCCUGAUCGAGGCCGCGAGGCACGGCCGUACCGCCGUCGUGCGCGUCCUUAUGGAGUUCCGUGCGGUGAUCUCGUACAAGAACCGGCGCGGGCAGACGGCGACGUGGUGGGCCAACAGACUCGGACACCACGACUGCGCCUUGCUCAUGACGAGGGAGGUUAAGGCGGAGACCACACUGCGCCUCAUGUCGAGCCAGAUAGCGCGCGGGGACGUACAGGCCGUCCGAUCGCUCGUGGAAUUGGGCGAGCCGUACAUGGACAACCACCGCGAACACCUCGAAGCCGAGAUCGAACGGAUGGCGACAGAGCUCGAGGCUGCCUCUAAGAAACUCCGUGAACUUUCCACGUUGAAGGGGAAGCUGUCUCCGGAGCUUGAGCGACUCAAGGCAUCCCUCACCAAGGAUCUAGCUCGGCGGCGCAAGAUACAGCGGGAGGCCGCCAAGAGCACUCGAGCUGGCACCCGCGGCAGGAACUUGGAGAAUCAACUGGCGGUGUCUACAACCAGGUCGUCAGGGGUGGCGGUCAUCUCGUCGCGAUCGUUCCAGGCCAUGCAGAGCAGGGCGCUCCGCCUCUUCCAGCGGAGCGUAUCUCGCUUUCAGGCGCUCACCGAGGACGACUUCAAGAGAGUCGCAGACCUUAACCUGCUUCCGGAAGACGUAGGCGUGAGAAAGGUGGCCGUGGACAAAGCAGAGGAAGGUGAGAACGAGGGUGAGGCUCUAAAAAAGGCGGACUCUAAGGCUGAGGUGGACGAGGAAGCAGCUCCUACCGUACAGGAAGGAGACAGAGAAGAACACGCCGGUAUCGCAGAGGAGAAAGAGGCAGGGAGGAACCCUACCCCCAGCCUUUCCGCCGCCGCCUCCUCCUCCUCUUCCCGACGCCAGCUUUCUCUAGGGCAAAGCCGCAGCGGUAGUGACGCGGAGGCAGGGGAACUGGGUGUCAAGGAAGUGAAUCCGGCUUUAUCGCCGCCCUCUGCCACUGCUCCCGCGGCCGCAGUAGUUCUACGUGUGGUUAGAGCCACCGUGCUGGUGCUCGGUGGGUGCGGUCUUGGGGCUCUUCCUUCGGACAAGGAGCUGUGGGAAGCCGUCAAACCAAUGCUCUCUGACGGAAGCUUGCGCCACCGAGUCAGACACUUUGACCGGCGCAGCAUCCCCGUCGGGGUACUCAACGGAGUGCGAGCUCUGCUUAACAUCGGCAUCGACGGCAGCUCUGAAGGCAACGCGGAAGGAAACUCCGAACGGCGUGGCUCAGGCUGUCGUCUACCCGGGCCACUUGAUGACGCGCAUUCGCCCCCACACUCCGACAGGACUGUCACUCUUAGCGCGGACUCCACCUGCGAGCAGAGCGGCGGCGGGAACACCACCGAGAGUGCGUCGGCCAUCGAAGAAAACCACAGCGGCGGCGAAGAAACAGCCACUACCGUUGAUGGAAACAGAGCCGCACACGAGCUCAGCGCACAGCUGUCAAUAUACCACGGCGGAACCGACAACAGCAACGGCAGGGCCGACGCCAACCAUCGUAGAAACACGAAGAGCGUGACCCUGUGUGACACAACCAACACGCAGAUCUAUUCCCCGACCACCGACGACGGAGGCGGGCGCACCACCAACGACGACGACGACGGCGAGGACGACGGCGACAGUGACUACAGCGGUGCGGAUGAGGACCCAUGGGGAGACGGGUGCGGCGAAUCGAGGUGGGGACAACUGACAGUCAGGGGCACAGAUAUCGGUACCAGCCACACAGGUGGUGGUGCUGGUGCUGAGUUGGCCCUUGUCCGGGCUCUCGGGUCAUGGUGCGCUUCGGUGUCGGCAUACGAUAGGCUGGCACACCUUCCGCCUGGAAGCGCCGCGCGACGGGCAGCGGAGGCCGAGACGGAAUGGGACGAGCUGGAGAGACGCAUCGCUAGGUCAAGGUUGGACGUGCAGCUGGAAGAAUUUAGCCUCCAAGUGCUUACGGAAGAAAUCGCCGGCGCUACCACAUCCGCGGAGUACCUGACCCAGAAACGAGCGUGGGUCGAAGACAGACUGGGGGUAGCGCGCCUCUUAUCCCUCUUCUCGCCGGCGGGGCACUCGCUGGUUUCCUGGGCGGCAGCGUGCGGACAGACGGAGAUUGUCGAGAUCCUGAUGAGUCACGGUGCGACUGCGGAGCUCGGCGACGAAACCCGAGCCGUUUCCGCCUCGAUCAUACAGUUAUUCUAUCGAUUCCGGAGGUACCUCCGUCAAACAUCAUCAACAGCUGCAGCUGCAGCACCCAACCCUGCGACUACAGAACACAACCUACGAAAUAGCUGCAGCAGUGGCAACAGCAGCGACGAAGACGGUGGUCAUGCGGGGGCGGCCACGCCCGGCACAAGGAAAGGGGCAGAGGCGGUGCCACAUGGGGAGGGGCGGCACCCUUCUUUGACGAGCCGGCGAAUGGAGUACGUGAUAGAGAUGAUGGGUAGACAGGCCACCUUGGCACGGCUGAGGAAGAGCCGACGGCUGCCUCUCACCGAGGCCGCGUACAACGGACAUCACGAAGUGUUACAGUUCUUCCGCCUUCGCCGCACACCCCUUUACGGUGCGUCGCGUACGUGGCUGUAUCCUAGAGCACCCCCACCUUUCGCACCUCUGGGGGAUGGGACCUCCGAAAACUACAAGCUGGAGGCUCCCAUGAGCGUCGCCGAGUGCGCGAAGGCCGGCACGCGAGACAGGGGAUGCAAGGAGCGCAUCCCGGGGAGAGGGUGGGUCGGGGAAACGGACAUGGAAAACCACUUCGCGGUGACGGAGAGGGUCGCGGGAGCCGUGUGGAGAGAGAUCACGACCGUGGCGGCGAUGGGGAGAGAAGAGAAGGGCAGGCGGCGGGCUUUGCGCAUUAAGAUGAGGAAGCAGGAGGACCUAAUAAAAGCCAUGGACGCUGCCAUCGAGGAUGGCUAUCUUAAGGCGCCUGAGGUUAUUGCUCUGUGCCAGGAAGGGGCUUCGAUCGACAGAGAGACGGAGAACGGCUGCACGGCUCUCAUCAUCGCCGCCGAGGAAGACCCUCACGCUCCGAACCACACUUGGGUCAGGAACGAGGAGGGGUGGGAGGUGUUGGCGGCCGCCCUGCUCUUGGAUCGGCGAAUUCACCGCCCGAAAAUCGACUACGAGUCGAAGGUGACGGGACACACAGCGCUUACCCGCGCCUGUGCCCUGGGUCGUCUUGAGACCGCCGAGGUCCUCCUCGAUCGCGGCGCCGACAUAAACCGCCGCCCCAAACGCCGCCCGAUAACGCCCCUGCCACCUCUACGCCAAACCCCGCGGCAACGCCGACCGGGAUCCCCGCCAUCACUAGCCACCCUCCCUUCUUCGUCGGUAUCGCGAGCGGCCGCCGCGGCGGUGGAGCUGCGAGAGCGAUUCUGCCGGCCACCUCUCGUGGCCGCCGCUGCCGCUGGGCACGCUUCGAUGGUGAGGCUCCUGCUCGACCGCGGGGCUGAUCCGGCGGUGGCGGACGGGAACGGCGACACGGCGGCGGAUGUAGCCAAGAGGAGGGCGUUUGUUGACGUGCAGGGAGAGCUCGCUCGGAAAGAUGCUGGGUACUUCGGAGUCGCGGCAGGGCAGCGCGGGGCGGCCAAUCCCCUCGUUCCGUGCUGCUGGGGGUGCGGCAAGCUGGUGGAGACGGGCCACCGCAAGAUCGAACACGAGCAAGAAUGUGCCCAUCGGGAGGUUGAGUGCAACUACAAGUGCGGCGCGUAUCGCCUCCAGCACCGGGAGCUGGCACGCCACCUUGCGGAGUCGUGCCGCCUUCGCCCCGUCGUAUGCAGCACGCGUUGCGGGGUUUCUGUCGUCGCUGAGGACUAUGCGAAUCACCAGGCGACUACUUGCCCGAUGCGACCUGUCGUUUGCAAGGCUUGCAAGAAUAAGGUAGUGGCGUCGGCUCUUUCGAGACACGAAGCGGAAACGUGCCCCAUGAGGAUGGUGGAGUGCGAACAAGGCUGUGGGGAAAAGGUUCCCGUGUCAGGCAUAUCCCGCCAUCUCGCCAAGACCUGUUCUCUCAUGUGCGUGACGUGCCGGCUGGGCUGCGGGCAGUCGAUGAGCCUCAAGAUGCUGGCGGAGCACGAGAAAUCCCUGUGCAGCGAGAGGUUUGUGAAGUGCAGAUGGGGCUGCUCCGAGGACGUCAAGGCCAAGCACAUCGACGACCACGAAAAGUUCGAGUGCAAGCACGCGGACGCCCCAUGCGGAAACCGGUGCGGGUUGUACCUGCCCCUCGGCGACAUGAAGCGACACUACGCCGACUCGUGCGCGCACCGCUUCGUGCCGUGCGGCCUUGGCUGCGGGUAUCGGGUUAGGGCGAAGGACUUGCCCUUCCACGAGAGCAACGAGUGCGAGUCUCGCCUCAUCUCGUGCCCGUCUGGGUGUGGCGGCGGCGGCAGCGGUGGCGGCGGCAACGACGAGAACAAGAGCGGCACCGCCACCGCCACCGCCACCGCCGUGUUUCCGGCUCGCGCUUUGGAGGUGCACAUGAUGUACGGCUGCGCCCUCCGCUUGGUGAAGUGCGCGGCGUGCGGUGACGAGGUGACGGCGAAAGACCUGGAUUCUCACAAGAAGGACACAUGCAGGCGGCGCCUGAUUGCAUGUGGGAACGACGGCUGCUUCCUACAGCUUCCGUCAGAAGACAUGGUUGCCCACCGGGAAAAAGAGUGUUCUCGUCGACGAGUAUGGUGCCUCCAGGGCUGUGGAGAGGAGAUGCGCGCCGACGAGCGGCGCCGACACCAUGCCAUGGCCUGCUCGAUGCGGUACAUUCCGUGCCCGUUGGGCUGCCCCAAGAAGGUUCGGGUGUCAGAAGUUGACGAUCACGUCGACUUCCUUUGCGUCAGGAGGCACAUGGCGUAG